This is a messenger RNA of Glycine soja, 2312 nucleotides long. RefSeq names its product ATPase family AAA domain-containing protein 3-B-like. The record is from RefSeq and is a predicted model, not a curated record. Bases 80 to 1933 code for a protein of 617 amino acids. Gene Ontology annotation, cellular component: mitochondrion. Lineage: Eukaryota; Viridiplantae; Streptophyta; Magnoliopsida; Fabales; Fabaceae. Gene Ontology annotation, molecular function: zinc ion binding; ATP hydrolysis activity; ATP binding. The transcript is spliced from 8 exons. Gene Ontology annotation, biological process: mitochondrion organization.
AUCCAUCUGGUGGGAAACCCUACCAAAACCUCUGAAGAGAGAGGAUUUUGGUUAAGACCUCUUUCUCGUCCUUCCUUCAAUGGCGAAAACGUCCGCAGCGGGAUUUUUGUCGGCCAUAGCUGCCGCCACUGCUGCAUCUCUGAAUCAGAACAAUGCUUAUGCAGAUGGGGUUUUACCACCGAAUCCUUCCGAAGUUCAACCUUCUCCGGCGCCGCCUAAGGUUCGAAACGAUCAUCCAAGGACCACUUCUGCAGGGUUUGAUCCAGAGGCCCUCGAGAGAGGGGUCAAGGCUCUCAGGGAAAUUUCUAAAUCACCCCAUGGCAAAAAGGUCUUUGAAGUUAUAAAAAAGCAAGAGGAGACAAAACAAACUGAACUUGCUGCUAAGGUUGCUGAGUUUAGGCAAAUGAAAGCACAGCAUGAGACUGAAAGACAAAGGAUUAUAUACGACGAACAAAAAAAGCUGGCUCAGCAUCAGGCACAAACAAAAUCCCAAAUGGCCAAAUAUGAGGAUGAGUUGGCGAGGAAGAGGAUGCAGGCAGAAAAUGAAUACCAUCGAGCCAGGAAUCAAGAACUAGUGAAACUGCAAGAGGAAUCAUCAAUCAGACAGGAGCAAGCUCGACGUGCAACAGAAGAACAAAUUCAAGCUCAAAGAAGGCAAACUGAAAGAGAGAAGGCUGAGAUUGAACGUGAAACAAUCAGAGUAAGGGCUAUGGCAGAAGCCGAAGGAAGAGCACACGAAGCAAAGCUAGCAGAAGAUGUUAACAGGCGAAUGCUGGUUGAUCGUGCUAAUGCUGAACGAGAAAAAUGGGUUGCUGCCAUAAAUACUACUUUUGAACAUAUCGGAGGGGGGUUAAGAGCCAUUCUAACAGAUCAAAAUAAGUUGGUUGUAGCAGUUGGUGGAGUGACUGCUCUGGCAGCAGGGGUCUACACUACAAGGGAAGGUGCUCGGGUAAUUUGGGGAUAUAUUGAUAGAAUAUUGGGACAACCAUCAUUGAUCCGAGAGUCCUCCAGAGGGAAAUACCCCUGGUCUGGCAUGUUUUCUCGUGCCAUGGGCUCCCUAUCACGACGUACUGAUCCAGGAUCUUCUUCGAAAAAUGGAAAUGGUUUUGGUGAUGUGAUUUUGCAUCCUUCUCUUCAAAAAAGAAUUCAGCAGCUGUCAUCUGCAACUGCAAAUACAAAAGCACAUCAAGCGCCAUUCAGAAACAUGCUUUUUUAUGGCCCUCCUGGAACAGGAAAGACAAUGGCUGCUAGGGAGUUAGCUCGUAAAUCUGGAUUAGAUUAUGCAUUAAUGACUGGAGGUGAUGUUGCUCCACUGGGAUCACAGGCUGUAACAAAGAUACACCAGUUGUUCGAUUGGGCUAAGAAAUCAAAUAAGGGUUUAUUGCUUUUCAUUGACGAAGCUGAUGCAUUUCUGUGCGAGCGGAACAAGACUUACAUGAGUGAAGCUCAAAGAAGUGCAUUAAAUGCCCUUCUCUACCGAACUGGUGACCAGUCUAAAGACAUAGUCCUUGCUCUUGCCACAAAUCGUCCUGGUGAUCUUGAUUCAGCUGUUGCAGACAGAAUCGAUGAAGUCCUAGAAUUUCCCUUGCCUGGGGAAGAGGAGCGUUUCAAACUUCUUAAGCUCUAUCUGGAUAAGUACAUAGCCCAAGCUGGAUCAGGAAAAUCUGGUUUUGUUAAAGAUUUGUUCAAAGAAAAACCUCAACAAAUAGAAAUUAAGGGAUUGACUGAUGAUAUCAUAAAGGAAGCUGCUGCUAAAACUGAGGGAUUUUCUGGAAGAGAAAUAGCAAAACUGAUGGCAAGUGUCCAAGCUGCUGUAUAUGGAAGUGAAAAUUGUGUGCUUGAUCCAAGCUUGUUCCGUGAAGUGGUAGAUUAUAAAGUUGCAGAGCAUCAACAGAGAAGAAAAUUGGCAGCUGGUGAUAAACCUAUGGCAUGAGGAUUUUUAUAGAUUUUGUCAGGAACCCUUAUAAUGUAGGGCGGGCCCAUUGCAUUCUGUUAUUUAUUGAUUUCCCUAAUUGAUGGGAAGAUUUUGGAAUUUGAAUUUAGUAGUGUUUCAUUUACGGCUGAUAAUCACUAUUCAAUAUUCAUCACUAAAUGUAGCAGCUAAUUGAGGGUUUUCUAUCACGUUGAAUAUUCCUUUUUCCCUUGACCACUGACAAUAAACUAGAGUUCCAUGCUAUCAUUGGAACUCACGUGCUGUAUUUCUUGAAAAACCAUAUCAGACUACCCUACUGUGGUCGAGGAGAGGCUCUAUUUUCCUGUGUAGUUUGUUUAUAUAGUACUAAUUACAAUAAUAUAUUUUGUGGGUUUCAAUA